AUGUAUUCAUUGUUGAACAACAGAUCUAGGUUCCACAAGUCUAUGAAUGGCACCAAAGCGGUGCUAGCAUUGUCACUGGUUAGCGCCGAUAAGCCAAAAACUGAGACAACUUCAACGGCCGCGAAAAAGGCAACUGAAGUGCCCGCGAAGAAGACAGUCGAAGUACCUUUGAAGAAGGCAUCAGAAGUGCCCGUGAAGAAGGCAUCAGAAGUGCCAACAAAGAAGCCCCAUGUAGAACCCGCGCGUGAAGGACGGCAGUUGAGUCCUUACCCUGGACAACAAGACAACGAAGUGGUGGUCGACAUUCAGGACGACGAAAAGAAGCAGUACUACGAAACCAACUAUGACACAAGUGCGUAUGGUUUCGGAUACGAUGUCGGCCCAAACGGACAGUUUCAUCACGAGAACCGUGGUCCCGAUGGUGUUGUCUACGGAUGUUAUGGUUACGUCGACACCGAGGGCUACCUCCGCGCCACCCACUAUGUUGCCGACAGCCACGGCUACCGAGUCGUAGAACCAGAAAAACCUGUCGAAGUUUUCCCCGAUGAGAAAUACGAAUACGACGAAAAUUACGAACCCACGCCAUCCGCGACGGGUCAAACCAUUCCGUGGAAUAAGUUAUUCUUCCCCCAGGGAUGCGGUCGCACUCCUGGCGGAGUUCCACCCCAACCGUUCAAACCAAAACCUAAACCUAAACCCCCUGUAGAUAGCACCGGACAAACUAGCAACCCCAGUCCUGGCGUCGCAUACCCUGGUCAAGGCCCUAAUGGCCCUUACGGUCCUGGCGGCUCCGGCGGCUCCGGCGGCCCUGGUGGUCCCGGAGGACCAAAUGGACCUUACGGACCUGGUGGUCCCGGAGGACCAAAUGGACCUUACGGACCCGGCGGUACUGGCGGACCUAAUGGUCCUUAUGGCCCAGGUGGUCAAGAUGGCUCAUACAGACCAGACGGCUCCUACGGUCCAGACGGAUCUUAUCAACCGGAAGGUUCCUACGGACCCGACGGAUCAUAUAGGACGUUUUCGGGCAAGGUGGUUGGCACUCCUGGAUCGCCUGGAACUCCUGGGUCGCCUGGCAGCCCUGGAUCCCCUGGUAGCCCGGGUACUCCUGGUUCUCCAGGCACACCAGGAACACCUGGUUCAGGCGGUGGAUACUAUCCUGGACAAGACGGAACAGGGGGACCGACUGGUCCUUCAGGCGGGGGAGGUGGCUACUAUCCAGGUAGUCCCGGCAGUCCUGGAACCCCCGGCACUCCAGGCACACCCGGAACACCAGGUGGCCCUGGGGGUCCAGGUGGACCAGGUGGACCAGGUGGACCAGGUGGUCCAGGAGGGCCAAACGGUCCAAAUGGGCCUGGAGGAUCUGACGGCGGUCAAUAUUAUCCUGCACUGCCCGGUAGUCCCGGUACACCCGGCUCCCCAGGCACUCCUGGUGGACCUGGUGGACUUGGUGGUCCCGGAGGCCCUGGGGGACCAGGCGGCCCAGGCGGCCCGGGAGGUCCAGAUCAACCAAGCUACCCUGGACAGCCAGGACAGCCUGGUACACCAGGAUAUCCAGGACAACCAGGAUACCCAGGACAACCCGGUACACCAGGACAACCAGGAACACCAGGCCAGCCAGGCUAUCCAGGACAAGGUGGACAACCUAUAAAUCCUGGUCAACCAGGAUACCCAGGCCAGCCCGGACAACCAGGAUACCCGGGACAACCAGGUCAGCCAGGAACACCAGGACAACCCGGAACGCCUGGACAACCAGGAACGCCAGGACAACCAGGACAACCCGGCUAUCCAGGAACUCCUGGGCAACCAGGGCAAUCCGGAUAUCCAGGACAGGGUGGACCACAACAGGGAGGUCAGCCUAUAAAUCCUAGUCAACCCGGAUACCCAGGUCAACCAGGACAACCUGGAUAUCCAGGCCAGCCCGGACAACCAGGAACACCAGGUCAACCCGGAACACCAGGUCAGUCUGGAACACCAGGACAACCAGGACAGCCCGGAACACCAGGACAACCAGGAACACCAGGACAACCAGGACAAGGUGGACAACCGAUAAAACCUGGUCAGUCUGGAUACCCAGGCCAGUCAGGUCAACCAGGAUAUCCAGGACAACCAGGACAGCCAGGAACACCAGGCCAGCCCGGAACACCAGGGCAGCCAGGUCAACCGGGACAGCCAGGGACUCCAGGCCAGCCCGGAACACCAGGGCAGCCAAGCUAUCCAGGACAAGGUGGACAACCUAUAAAGCCUGGUCAGCCAGGAUACCCAGGUCAGCCAGGCCAGCCGGGAUACCCAGGACAAGCAGGACAGCCAGGAACACCAGGAUACCCAGGACAGCCAGGGACUACAGGCCAGCCCGGAACACCAGGGCAGCCAAGCUAUCCAGGACAAGGUGGACAACCUAUAAAGCCUGGUCAGCCAGGAUACCCAGGUCAGCCAGGCCAGCCGGGAUACCCAGGACAACCAGGACAGCCAGGAACACCAGGACAGCCAGGAACACCAGGACAACCAGGGCAGCCCGGAACACCAGGACAACCAGGUCAACCAGGCUAUCCAGGACAAGGUGGACAGCCUAUAAAGCCUGGUCAGACAGGAUACCCAGGUCAGCCAGGCCAGCCGGGAUACCCAGGACAACCAGGACAGCCAGGAACACCAGGACAGCCAGGCCAACCGGGACAACCCGGUACACCAGGACAGCCAGGACAACCAGGCUAUCCAGGACAAGGUGGACCACAACAGGGCGGUCAACCCAUGAAUCCUAGUCAACCUGGAUACCCCGGCCAACCAGGACAACCAGGAUACCCAGGACAACCAGGCCAGACCGGAACACCAGGACAACCAGGUCAACCAGGCUACCCAGGACAAGGUGGACAACCUAUAAAGCCUGGUCAGCCAGGAUACCCAGGUCAGCCAGGACAAGGUGGACCACAACAGGGCGGUCAACCAAUGAAUCCUAGUCAACCUGGAUACCCCGGCCAACCAGGACAAGAAGGAUACCCAGGACAACCAGGUCAACCAGGACAACCUGGACAACCGGGUCAACCGGGGCAGCCCGGUACAGCAGGACAACCAGGCUAUCCCGGACAAGGUGGACAACAACAGGGCGGUCAGCCCAUUAAUCCUAGUCAACCUGGAUACCCCAGCCAUCCAGGACAACCAGGAUACCCAGGACAACCAGGUCAACCAGGACAACCAGGCCAGCCCGGAACACCAGGACAACCAGGGCAGCCCGGAACACCAGGACAACCAGGUCAACCAGGCUACCCAGGACAAGGUGGACAGCCUAUAAAGCCUGGUCAGCCAGGAUACCCAGGUCAGCCAGGCCAGCCGGGAUACCCUGGACAACCAGGACAGCCAGGAGCACCAGGCCAACCGGGUCAGCCAGGACAACCAGGGCAGCCCGGAACCCCAGGACAAGCAGGUCAACCAGGCUACCCAGGACAAGGUGGACAACCUAUAAAGCCUGCUCAGCCGGUACACCCAGGCCAGCCUGGACAACCAGGGCAGCCCGGAACACCAGGACAACCAGGUCAACCAGGAUACCCAGGGCAACCGGGUCAGCCAGGACAACCAGGGCAACCAGGACAACAAGGCUAUCCAGGACAAGGUGGACCACAACAGGGCGGUCAGCCUAUUAAUCCUAGUCAACCUGGUUACCCAGGCCAGUCAGGACAACCAGGUUACCCUGGACAACCGGUUCAGCCAGGACAACCAGGGCAGCCCGGAACACCAGGGGAACCGGGACAGCCCGGUACACCAGGACAACCUGGCUAUCCAGGACAAGGUGAACCACAACAGGGCGGUCAGCCUAUGAAUCCUAGUCAACCCGAAUACCCAAGCCAGCCAGGACAACCAGGACAGCCAGGAACACCGGGACAAGCAGGACACCCAGGACAACCUGGACACCCAGGCGCACCAGGACAACCAGGUUACCCAGGACAACCCGGACAGCCGGGCGCACCAGGACAAGCAGGUUACCCAGGACAAGGUGGACCACAACAGGGCGGUCAGCCUAUAAAUCCUAGUCAACCAGGACAUCCAGGGCAGCCAGGACAGCCGGGUCAACCAGGGCAGCCAGGAAAACCCGGGCAACCUGGUACACCAGGACAGCCUGGAGCUCCAGGGCAACCUGGAACACCAGGACAACCAGGCUAUCCAGGACAAAAUGGACCACAACAAGGCGGUCAGCCUAUUAAACCUGAUCAACCCGGAUACCCAGGCCAACCGGGAGCACCAGGGCAGCCUGGAACACCAGGACAACCCGGACAGCCAGGAACACCAGGACAACCCGGAUAUCCAGGACAAGGCGGACCACAACAGGGCGGUCAGCCUAUCAAUCCCGAUCAGCCCGGACAGCCAGGUCCACCAGGAUAUCCAGGGCAAGGCGGACAACCCAUAAAUCCUAGUCAAUCAGGCUACCCGGGACAACCAGGACAAGGAGGCGAUUCCGUCUCGUCGGGAACUGGUGUGCAGCCACCGACAUAUGUUCCAUCAACUCAAAUGCCACCUUUCCCAAUUUAUGUCAUACCUUUUCCAUUGCCUAUCGUACCAAGUCCAGGAUCAUGUCCCUGCUAUUUAUUAAAUCCUGGAAAUAACGGUACAGCAACGAACGAAAUGCAAGCAUCCUCACAUCCCGCAAAUGGACAGAGUCAAGGAUAUGCUCCGUACGGUAUUAUAGGAUUCAUACCUGUUGUUUUCGUUCCCUAUUGUCCAGGAAAUGGGAGUGCGAUGAACACUGCACAACAAAACUUCCCUCAAGCAGUACCGGUGCAAUACAAUUGUGCCCAAUGUCAGGCCAAUCGAGAUGUCUACAGAUUCGCAGGCCGACACAAUGGCGCCAGAGCGUUCAAAGAGCUUAAAGAACUUAAAUCGCUGGACGAACUUAACGAUCUCAUUCGAAAUAGAAUAAAACCUACCAAGAGGACAUUACGUCAAAUUGCAGCACAUCCAAAAAUACUUGAAACAAAACACUAGCAUUCGGUAAUAUGAUGCUGUCUAAUUUUGAGCCUGUCCGAAUAAAACUUGGACGGUCUCAAAAUUACAAAUGACGUACAGAAUUUCGGAAUUUCGAAAUAUUUAUGUGCGUCUUCUUUUUCUUCACAGAAUCUACUAAAUAUUUAUUAGUUUAUUUUACAAAUUUUUAAUUUUAGUUUUUAUUUAUUAGAAUUUUGGUUCAGUAGGACUUUUCUGUGUUUAUGAACAAUUAUUAAUUUAUGUAGUA
This is a messenger RNA of Bombyx mandarina (wild silkworm), 5215 nucleotides long. It is a transcript of the gene CPR146, whose product is annotated as collagen. Gene Ontology annotation, biological process: extracellular matrix organization. NCBI's taxonomy places the organism in Eukaryota, Metazoa, Arthropoda, Insecta, Lepidoptera, Bombycidae. Gene Ontology annotation, molecular function: extracellular matrix structural constituent conferring tensile strength. The record is from RefSeq and is a predicted model, not a curated record.